Molecule: messenger RNA, 1362 nt
Organism: Dreissena polymorpha
Lineage: Eukaryota; Metazoa; Mollusca; Bivalvia; Myida; Dreissenidae
Exons: 6
Coding region: 64-681 (205 amino acids)
Cellular component (GO): cytoplasm
Source: RefSeq, a predicted model, not a curated record
AUCUUGUCUUACCUCAACUCUGGACAGCAAGCGCCUAGUCGACUUGAAAGUAUUUGUGUCAAAAUGGCUUCCUCCGCAACAACACAACACGCUCAUGAAAUUAUUGACGAUGAGUCAUUAGCAGAAGAGAAACUUCUGGAAGAAUUGGAACAUGAAGAGAUACCAUCAUACAUCCGAGAAGCAAGGCUUGCAUCCCUCAAACAACAGGCUGAACAAUUUAAAGCCAAGCAUGACAAGGGUUAUGGCGACUAUAGUGAAUUGUCUGAUCAGAAGGAGGUUUUAGAUUUGACAACCAAUGAAGAAAAGUGUGUAGUCCAUUUCUUCCAUGGAGAUUUUAGACGUUGUGCAAUAAUUGACCAACAUUUAAAGAUGUUAACAGAGAAGUACUUUGAGACUCGCUUUGCAAAGAUAAAUGUGGACAAAGCCAAGUUUCUCGUGGAGAAACUGAAAAUAAGAGUGCUUCCUGCAGUUCUUUGCUUUAAAAAGGGCAUUGUUGUGGACAGGGUUGUUGGUUUUGAUGAAUUAGGUGGGACAGAUAGCUUCCAAACAAUAGUAUUGGAGAGGAGAUUGUCACAAUCAGGCGUUAUUGAAAUGGCAGAAGGGGAGCAACAGAAGAAGACCAUAUUUGGUUUCAGUGACAGUAAAACUAAUGAUAAUGACAGCAGUGAUGAUGAUUAUUGAGUGUUUGAAACAUGAGGCUUAUUCUUUGAAUGGUAAUUUGUCAAUGGAUGUUGUUUUCACUCACAACAAAAACAUCCCAUGCAGCUCUUUGCUGACUGAACCUUGGAUGAAGACAAAAUUUGAGAUUGGACCAUUGCUUUGAAUGUUGAGUUUAUACUGUGUAACAGUCUUGUGUGUACAAAAUACCUAAGUAGAGGACCAAUGACAUUAAAAACUGAAUACAUAAGCAUCCCAUAUUUAAAUCUAGUUUUAAUGAAAACAAACUGACAUUGUAACGAUAUAAAGAGGACAGUUACUUAAAAGCAAUCAUUUCACAAUAGUACAGGUUAGCUAAAGGCAUUCCUUCAUUAACAUUUUUUAAGGUGCAGCAGUUUUAUCAUAUAUGAGAUGAUGUAUUUUAAAAGUACUUUUUUCCUUUAUAUUUAUCAUGCAAAUAAGAAUUUCUAAAUAAUAUGUUAUUUACUUAUUUAAGAAACAAAUGCGGUAUGUUUAAAUCUAUCAUAUAAUAAUGACAACAAUGCAAAUUAUAAGAAGUUUUCUCCGAAACCAUAACAUUUUCAUAACAUGCUUUUAACCUCAAUGUGAAUUCUGGACAUUUAUUCAAGGGUCACAACCUCGUGUUAUUGACCCUCUAAAAUACAAUGAUACGUUUUUACUUUCAUAUUAAAUCAUUAAAUAUAA